AUGAUCGACCAAUAUCGCAAUGCUCCUUUUCUCCGGAUUGCAACCUCAUCGCUACCAGUUCAUGGUCCGGAUUAUGUCGAAUAUGGAAUGUACCAAGUUGCUUUCCGAAUUAUAGGACACGCUGAUCACGUCGGUGGACUCGCCUGGCAUCCACAGUCCACUCUCUCUAUCGACAAGAAUGUCGUAAAUUUAGCAUCCGGAUCUACGGAUGGUUUGAUUUAUCUCUGGUCCCUGGAAAGCGAUGCACCUAUAAGUUCAUUAAGAGGUCAUACCUCGAGAAUCUCAAGAAUUGAUUUUCAUCCUUCUGGAAGAUUCCUUGGGUCGGCAAGUUAUGACUACUCUUGGCGUUUGUGGGACAUCGAAACAACAAAAGAGCUUCUUUUACAAGAAGGUCAUUCUAGAGAAGUCUAUGCUAUUCGAUUUCAAAACGAUGGUGCUUUAGUUGCCACAGGGGGGUUAGAUGCCAUCGGACGUGUCUGGGAUCUAAGAACAGGUCGUUCUGCGAUGGUGUUAGAAGGCCACGUUAAAGACAUUCUAGCUGUUGACUUUUCACCAAACGGAUAUCAAGUGGCUACAGGAAGUGCCGAUAAUUCGGUGCGAAUUUGGGAUAUCCGAACUUUACGUUGUAGUUAUACGAUUGCUGCACACAAAUCGCUCGUAUCGGAUGUGAGGUUCUUUCAUGGUUCCUCGACAUUGGUCAGCGAAGAAUGGGACAAUGGCAUCAGACCAACAAUUUCCGGAUUAUACAUGGUUACUUGUGGAUACGAUGGUUUUGUAAAUAUUUGGUCCUGUGAUGAUUGGAAUUUGCUGAAGAAAUUGGCAGGGCAUGAUGGUAAAGUAAUGUCGAUCGACGUUUCCUCAGGCAUGUAUUUUUGCGAUAAAAAUCUUUCAUCGAUUUGA
This is a messenger RNA of Acaulospora morrowiae, 900 nucleotides long. The record is from the annotation of a GenBank genome assembly. NCBI's taxonomy places the organism in Eukaryota, Fungi, Glomeromycota, Glomeromycetes, Diversisporales, Acaulosporaceae.